AUGCGUGGACUUAAAGUUUUGAAUCUAAAUGGGUGCAUAGGUAUAACAGAGUUACCUAAUUCUAUUUCAAACAUGGUGAAUCUUGCUGCUUUGAUUUUGGGGCAUUGUGAAGAGCUCCGAUCUGUGCCACCACUAGGAAUGCUCAAGCAAUUGAGGGAAUUGGACCUAUCCAGGACUAAGAUUCAGGAUUUACCUCAAGGUUUGGAGUCGUUAGUCAAACUCGAAAGGCUUAACUUGGACCAUUGCCGAUCUUUCACAGGAAAGAUAAUACCAAUAGGGACAUUUUCCAAAUUGCACCGUCUUCAGCGGCUAGUAUUGCCGCCCUAUGGUACUGUACAAGUUAAUGAUCCAGAAGUGUUGAACCAAUUAAAAACUUUUAUAGGAUGUUUAUGUUUUACGGACUUCUAUAAAAUCUCUGAGUGGCCAGAAUACUAUUAUCUUUAUAUCAAUGAUGACUUCUCAUCUUUUCAUAACUACAUUCCCUUGGUCGAUGAUAUUAGGUAUCGUAAACGAUUGUAUUUCCAUCAGUGUAAGUUCGGUAAAGGGUCAAACUAUCCCGUGCUACUGCUGCCAAGUGAUAUGAAAUGUCUAGAACUCAAGGGAUGUGUCGGCAUGGGCAUUAGGUGCUUGUCAGAUGUUUUUAAGAACUUUACAAGUUUAAAGGACUUGUCUUCUUUGAAGAUUAGUGGUUUGGAUGGAAUAGAAUUCCUCUUGCAAUUUUCCUCUCCUGCUCCACGUGAUCAAUUGAUAGACUCGUCUUUCAGUCCACUGAGAUAUCUGCAAGAGCUGAUACUCUGGAAUUUGCCGGAUCUAGUGGGUCUCUUUUUUGGGGAAUCAGAAGCAUAUUUGCUUCCACCCGGCACCUUUUCUUCCCUGAGGCGUUUGUCGAUUUACAAAUGUCACAACGUGAAACAACUAUUCACAGUGCAGCUGCUGCGGAAUUUUGAAAGUCUAAGAGUAUUUUCUGUCGACGAUUGCAAAGGACUGGCGGAGGUAGCAGCAAAUGACAAUGGUAUAGAACAAGGAGGAGGAGAAGGCAUCCAAUUGACUUCAAGUGAAGCCACCUCCACUGUCAUCCUUCCAAAUUUAAUGUUGCUGGAUCUGAAUAGGCUGCCACAACUGAAAAACAUUUGCAAGGCAACCAUGAUCUGUGAUUCAAUUGAGGAGAUUGUAAUAUUUGAUUGUCCAAAGUUGAAGAGGCUCCCUUUGUUUCUUCCGACCAUCAACAGACUACCAGCUGUUCCUAGCACUCUUCAUAAAAUCAGGGGAGAUAAAGAAGGAUGGGAAUCGUUAGAGUGGGACAAUCCCUGCAUCAAAAAUGCUCUUGAUCCAUUUUUUACCACACAGCGGUGGAGUUGUUGA
This is a messenger RNA of Coffea arabica (coffee), 1362 nucleotides long. The record is from RefSeq and is a predicted model, not a curated record. Lineage: Eukaryota; Viridiplantae; Streptophyta; Magnoliopsida; Gentianales; Rubiaceae.